UUAACCUUUAGUGAAUGGGACUGACAACAUCAGGGGAGAGACAGCUCCUCGGUGCAGUUCUCCUCUCCAUUGUGCCGGGGGAUUUUUAAUUGGCCGGGAAGGUUUGAGGCGACAGAGACGAGAGACGGUUAGUAAUACACAAAUGACAGACUGACAGAUCUGCAGACAGACGGCCUUCACUCUAGUGGAAAACAUGCAAAUGUCCCACUGUGAAGUGUGUUGUGUCCCUUUUUAGCUUUGUGUGAAAUUCGAAUGUGUUUUUGGUCCAUUUGUGUUUGCAUGCGUGUACAGUAUCCAUGUGAAUACGACGUUGCAAAGAGACAUCAGUCAGUGGCAGUAUCAUUAAACCCUAACCCCCAAAUCUGUAUCGGUAGAUAAAUGAUUUAUCUGCCUCUGUCCGUUGCUUCUGCUCGUUAAUGCCUUCACCUAGCGUUGUCUGCAAAUGCAUCUGCAGCACAGCAGAUAUUUGUGCACACAUUGUCUUAGCUUAAAUUUAGUAUGUUGCAUCCAUGCAAACACCUCGCCCAGCAUAUGCGUUUACUUGUGGAUGACAUAUGGCUGCUGUUAUGCAUGCAUUGUGUCAUGCGUAAAUUGGUGUUAAUUUUCCGACUCUGCAGCCAUGAUAUGUGCAUUGGAGUGUGCGCGGGAAGUGAUCCUACCGUAGAGCGUCUGUCAAAAUCUGUUCUUCCCGCAUGCAUGAGUUGAGUGGACGCUCUGGAAUCAUAAGCUGACGGUGUGUGUGAAUAUACGUUCGGAACCAUACUUUUCAAGACUUGUGUAAACUAUUAAAUCGGGUAACAUUUCACAUUGUCUGUUGCAAGUGUGGCGGAAAAAAAAGCUACGCAACCGGUCGUGGAGUAUCUUAUGCAAUUAUCUUCCUUCUAGGCUACGUGCCAGAACAUGCAAUUACACAGCACCGUGGCAUACACCCAUACCCAACACACUCACCUCGGGGUGACCUAUAUUUUCUCAGAAAACAGUGGAUAAAUGCCGGUAUAAUCAAUAAUUCACAUGAAAGGUUCCUUGGAGGAAUGCCAAGGAACUACAGAGUGGCAUCAUCUCCGCUUUGUUGGGAUUAAUAUCGCAGCCCGCUGAUGCUCUGCCGCGCGGCAACGUGAGAGCGGCCGAGACAAAGAGUGUCAAGUCCACAGGCAUGACGUGGGAUCCAGUUCUGCCGAAACCGGACACCCUCGCUCCGACCAGCACUCGGUAGUUUAGUGCUGAACAACAGAGAGCAGUUGUCCAGUUGAUUGAGAGGUGUGAAUGAUAGAGCUCCUAACACCAUGGAUAUGGACACGCAGCCACAAGGACAGCAAGCAGCCGUUCCAGUCUUUCAACCCCAGAAACCGUUGCAACCAGACAUGGGCCACAACUCGCUGGCGAACUUCCAGAUUGAGAAGAAGAUCGGACGCGGCCAGUUCAGUGAGGUGUACCGGGCGAGGUACCUGUUAGACAACACGUCAGUGGCCCUGAAGAAAGUCCAGAUAUUCGACUUGAUGGAUGCCAAAGCUCGGCAAGAUUGCAUCAAAGAAAUAGAUCUCCUUAAGCAACUGAACCACCCCAACGUGAUAAAGUACCAUGCGUCUUUUAUUGAGGACAAUGAGCUGAAUAUAGUCCUGGAGCUAGCCGAUGCAGGGGACCUCUCACGUAUGAUCAAGCACUUUAAGAAGCAGAGGAGGCUUAUCCCAGAGAGAACAGUGUGGAAAUACUUUGUCCAGCUCUGCAGUGCGCUCGAACACAUGCACUCCCGGAGAGUCAUGCACAGAGAUAUCAAGCCAGCCAAUGUAUUCAUCACAGCUACAGGAGUAGUGAAACUAGGGGACUUGGGACUGGGCCGAUUUUUCAGCUCCAAAACAACCGCUGCUCACUCACUAGUGGGUACUCCUUACUACAUGUCACCGGAGAGGAUACAUGAAAACGGAUACAACUUCAAAUCUGACAUCUGGUCGCUAGGAUGCCUGCUCUACGAGAUGGCAGCCCUGCAGAGUCCGUUCUACGGGGAUAAGAUGAACCUUUACUCCCUUUGUAAGAAGAUAGAACAGUGUGACUACCCCCCUCUUCCCUCAGACCACUACUCAGAGGAGCUGAGGAACGUGGUAGAUAUGUGCAUCAACCCCGACCCGGAGAAGAGGCCGGACAUCGCCUAUGUGUACAACAUUGCCAAACACAUGCAGAACCAGACACAGGGCAGCUAAGCCCGGAGUUUCACACACAUAGCUCGCAGAACUCCUCCCCCACUUCUCUCCCUGCUUUUCAUGCUCGACUCGGACACAUCUGUCUGCUUUUAUACAAUUUAGCUCUUUGUGAUAAAUAGUAUGUGUAACGGAUUUAUUUUCAAGGUGAUACAGUUUACAACAUGACUGACAUCCAAAACCUUCUCUGCCCUAGGAUAAAGACUAUAGAGAUUAUACCUUUUUUAUCAGAUGGACCUCUGAUUCCUUAGACUUCAAUAUUGUUACAGCACUGAACAUCAGUGUUCUGUAACUCACUGAUGUGUUAUUUGCGAUGGCUUUUAAACGCAUGUCCUCUGUAUUUCCAUGUAGUGAAGUUAAGCCGUUCUUCAGCAGCCGCUGUGAGCAGAUGCUAUUUAAAGCAGACAAACUGGAGAAUUGAAUUCUUUGUUUUUGUUUUUUUUAAAGGGAGUUAGGUGUUACAUGCUCCCGAUCCUCAAAACAGUUAAUCAAGACAAAGAUCAGGUACAUAUAAAAAUGACCUUUUGAGAGUUUGGUAGGACUCAUGAGACCUGUGGUCAGCAGCAAAAGAAACAAAAGAAGACCAUGAAAACUGAGGGCAAUAGUUAAAUUAGAGUGGAGAGAUUUGAGUGUUUUUGAUGGCUGAAGCGUUGCCGUGUUGCACUUUCUACCCUGGUAAUGGAAGGCUGGCAGGAUGAUCAUGUCUAAUGAAUGUAUUAGGAAAGGAAGGAUGAUUUAGAGGGUAGACUAGAGAUGUGCCGGGGGGAGAACAUGGGCAAAUGUCUCCACAACACUUUGAAUGCAAGUCAUUUUGACACCGAUGUAUUGUCUUUGAAAAAUUCAGAAUAUCUCUUUUUUUUUUUUUGACAGCCUAGAAGGAGCGGUAAGCUUUAAGAAAAGCAGUUUUACGUCUGCUGUUUACCUUAGUCACUGACACCAAAAGACUCCUUCCUUGGUUUAACUUACGGUAUUUUUCCUUUUUUUUGUAAAUCACAACGAAGACAUGACAAAAAAAGAAGAAUCUAAAGUCAAAACGCAAAGUUCUCCCUCACGGCCCAGUGGCUGCAUUUGACCCCCCAGAAAGUUAGUCUGUUUUGUGAUCGUUAAUGUCGCGUAAGUUUGCAGCGUCGUCGUCUUGUUAAGUAACAAACAAACUUGAAGAGAGAGCAGAUCCUCGCCUUUGUGAAGCCGUCCAUGUCAUAAGUAAAUCACAGCGUACCUAACCUUUGAGAUACCAAAGAGAAAGUCACACAUAGAAAGAGCAGUUUAUAUAUGUUAAGGUGUCUUUCAUGAAAAUAAUAUGUUAAAGUAUUGUACUGAGAAAAGCAAGCACCAACGGUCCUCUUUUUGUUUUGCUGUACAUAUUGUAGCGUAGACGUUGCGAUAGAUUCAAUGCUGUCGGGUUUUAGGAACCCUUUAUUCAUUUGGUGGAACAGCUUUUUUCUAUUCUUUUUUACAGUGAGUAGGUUUACACCAGUGGGUCACAAAUACACAACACUCACGACCACUAGUUUACAAAAUAACAACGAUACCACAUGAAAGGUACAGUCAGUAAUUAAUGAUCAAUGACGCUUUAAUUUAGCGUCUUACCAAAACGUCUUUAAACGUCAUCAAAUAGCCUGUUAACCGCUCAUUGGAAUUAUUGUACGUGUAUGCCCCAUGUUUCUUUUUCUACUUAACCUUCAAUACUACUUACAUGUGUUAUAUUCAAAAUCAAAGCUUAUAAGUGCAAGAAAAUGUAAGUUAUUUUGUUUUGGUCAGCAUAACAUUUUGACGUGUGUUGAUAGUUAUUUGUCUUGAGACUUGCAAAUACAAUGUUAACCUUUCUCUCUUCCCCCCCCCCCCCCCACUGCAGUAAAACUGUUUUGUUUUCAGUUAAUAUCUUGUUCAUGUUCUUCAGCUGUUUGUCUCUACAUUCUCCUAACGACAGCAUCUGUAACAUUUAAGUUUUUAAUCACUUUUAGAUAUUGAGUUUUGAUGCUUUACAGAACUCCUUAAAUACAUUAUUUACCAGCAAAAUACUAAAAUGCUGACUCUUAUUUUUUUAUUGACAUGUAAAUUAAUGCCCAUUCACAACGCCAACGCACCAUCAUCGGUUAUGAAAAUGCUCCAGAAAAGAAUAUUCAUUGAACGUCGCCUAGUUAGUUAUUAACAUGCAAUAUGCAGUGCAUAGUCGAGUUUUAAUUGAAUUUUUUAAAAUCCUCACUAGCAGGUUUAUAGCACACAGUGCAGAGUCACUUUUAAGGAUUAUGGCCAUUUGUUGGUGGGGAGCGUUUUUGUCUUUGUGUAACAUGUGACCGUGCUCUCCUUGAUCUCUGCCGUUUACCUCGGCUCAGUUUGCUCGUCCACAGGCCCUCUGGGUAGUCCACAAAUUAGAAUAUUGCAAAUAAUAUUUAUUGUUUUAGUUGUUUUUGUUGUUUUCUGAACAUCAUGUCAAAUUAAAGACCCUCAUCACAAACUCCUUGUAUACUGACUAAAUGCAAUAAAGCUUUCAAACUUC
This is a messenger RNA of Anarrhichthys ocellatus (wolf-eel), 4692 nucleotides long. RefSeq names its product NIMA-related kinase 7 (gene nek7). Gene Ontology annotation, biological process: peptidyl-serine phosphorylation. Gene Ontology annotation, molecular function: ATP binding; protein serine/threonine kinase activity. The coding region runs from base 1284 to 2195 and encodes 303 amino acids. Lineage: Eukaryota; Metazoa; Chordata; Actinopteri; Perciformes; Anarhichadidae. Gene Ontology annotation, cellular component: nucleus. The transcript has 10 exons. The record is from RefSeq and is a predicted model, not a curated record.